Molecule: messenger RNA, 1602 nt
Organism: Erigeron canadensis
Lineage: Eukaryota; Viridiplantae; Streptophyta; Magnoliopsida; Asterales; Asteraceae
Product: TBC1 domain family member 13-like
Exons: 9
Coding region: 49-1431 (460 amino acids)
Biological process (GO): intracellular protein transport; activation of GTPase activity
Molecular function (GO): GTPase activator activity
Source: RefSeq, a predicted model, not a curated record
ACACACACCUCUACUGUGUGUAUUCUCAAACCCUAAAAUAAAAUAAAAAUGGUGAAUAAUAAUAAUAAUAAUAGUAGUAAAAAAGUUCCAGAUUGGCUCAACAAUUCCAUGUGGUCAUCUCCACCACCACAACCUAAAUCACCAUCACAGUCUCAAUCUCAAUCUCAACCAGAAUCACAACCGUCGCCGUCGCACGACGAUCGCAAACCGUCUUCGGUUACGUCAUCUGAUUCGCCUGAAUCUCCGCCGUCUCCCGGUUCAAUUAGACCGGCGGAACCGAAUUUGAAAUCCGGUCCGGUUAAUGAUCCGUUGGCUAGUAGUGAUGAUAAUGAAAUUAACACUUCACCUACUACUUCUGUUGAAGACGUUUCUCGCCAGGCACAGCUCUUACAAGAGCUUGCAAGGAAGAUUAUAAAUAUGGGAGAGCUGCGAAGACUUGCUUCACUGGGUAUUCCAGAUGGUGCUGGUAUUCGGUCUACCGUAUGGAAGCUGUUGUUAGCAUAUCUUCCCAGAGAAAAGGCACUUUGGUCAUCCGAAAUGGCCAAGAAGAGGUCUCAGUACAAGAGUUUUAAAGAGGAUCUUUUGAAGAAUCCAUCAGAAGUCAGCAGGGAAUUGGAAGAAUCUACAUCUUCUCAAAAUGGUGAGGGGAAGGGUUUACUCUCGAGGUCAGAGAUACCUGAGGGGGAGCAUCCCCUGAGUCUAGGGAAAACAAGUGUCUGGAAUCAAUUCUUUCAGGACACCGAGAUCAUUGAACAGAUAGACCGUGAUGUGAAGCGAACUCAUCCGGACAUGCACUUUUUCUCUGGUGACUCUGCUUCUGCAAAAUCACAUCAGGAAGCUUUGAAAAGCAUACUGAUUAUAUACGCAAAGCUGAACCCGGGUAUAAGAUAUGUGCAAGGGAUGAAUGAACUUUUGGCUCCCUUGUACUAUGUGUUCAAGAAUGACCCCGAUGAGGAUUAUGCGGUGAAUGCUGAAGCAGACACAUUCUUUUGUUUUGUUGAGGUAUUAAGCAGUUGCCGAGAUAAUUUCUGUAAGCAACUUGACAAUAGUGUCGUUGGCAUCCGUUCAACAAUUUCAAAGCUUUCACAGCUCUUGAAGGAACAUGAUGAAGAGCUAUGGAGACAUCUUGAGCUGACAACAAAAGUCAAUCCACAGUUCUAUGCAUUUAGAUGGAUCACACUUCUAUUGACCCAGGAAUUCAAUUUCGCAGAAAUUCUUCACAUAUGGGACACACUCUUAAGCGACCCAGAAGGUCCUCAGGAAACACUUCUUCGAGUAUGCUGUGCAAUGCUGAUUCUUGUUAGGAGACGUUUGCUUGCAGGUGAUUUUACGGCUAAUCUUAAGUUACUCCAAAGUUAUCCAUCCACAAAUACCAGUCAUUUGCUCUAUGUUGCCAAGAAGCUACGACGUUCUCCUUCAACUACCCGAUGAUUCUUUAACUCUUUCUCAAACUGUUUGUUUUUAAUUAUGUACGUGUUUUGUUCAUUUCGGUUACAUUACUAUUAAUAUCUAAAUUGUCUCUACACUUUUUAGAAUCAUUGAUUUGUACAAUUAUACUUAAACUCCUUUAUAAAUUUUAAUUAGUAAACUGGAUUGUAUUAA